AAAGCAUAGAGAGCGAAAGAAAGUUAGGCUUAGGUUUGCUAAACAAUGAAAUGGCGAAAAUAAUUGAAUAUCGAGAUGAUGCAAUUGUUAAAAUAAAGAUGGUAAUGCGGCUGUUAAAUUAACUUCGACUAACGCUAUAUAAAUCAAAAGCUAACUAAAGUCGAAACAACAUAACACUUACAGCCAUCGAAUAAAGAACAAUCAAUAUUCAUUCACGACAUCAUAUAAUCAAUCGCGACAACAUGAUCAAAUUUUGUUUUAUUCUAAUUGGGCUUACAAUGGCGUUAGUUGCGGCUGAACCGUUACGUUUUAGAGCAUCAAAAAAGCAGUCAAUAUUCUUAGCGCGACAAGAAGUGCCACCGACUACGCAGGAUAGGGCAGCUAUUGCACCUUAUCCCGCAGCUGGUGUCACACCUGAAAUACUAUUCGAAUUGCCCACAGAAACGGAGAAGCCUGAGCAAACUUAUGGUCCUCCAGUCGCAGCACCCGAUCAAACCUACGGACUGCCAGAAUCAACUACAGACACCAUGUUAGAGCCUGACAAUACUUAUGGUCCGCCAACAACCACUGCAAGCAGUAAGCAGGUUACUAAUGAGGAAGCAAGCGUUGAAGAGCUUUCGAAUUUAGUACAAUCCAGAUCAAAUAAACAACGUAACCGUUAUCGCACCGCUCGGCUAAUCCUAUCAAAGGAUAACAUCAUUACAAUAACGCAUUCUAAACCGAUUCUCGUGUACACUUUGCAAUAA
Molecule: messenger RNA, 746 nt
Organism: Glossina fuscipes
Lineage: Eukaryota; Metazoa; Arthropoda; Insecta; Diptera; Glossinidae
Exons: 2
Coding region: 243-746 (167 amino acids)
Source: RefSeq, a predicted model, not a curated record